CACAACGUCAACUUGAACACUCGUCGCGUCUGACAUCGUAUCCUAUACCUCAAACAUCAUGGACGGCAUCACCAACGUCCCCAUUGCACACCUCAAGAAGGGCGAGGUUAACCUCGGUACCUCGAUCAUGGCAGUGCAGUUCGACGGCGGCGUGGUUAUUGGCGCCGACACGCGGACGACGACGGGGUCGUAUAUUGCAAACCGCGUCACAGACAAACUCACGCACAUCCACGACCGGAUCUACUGCUGCCGCUCGGGCAGUGCGGCGGACACGCAGGCCGUCGCGGACAUUGUGCACCACCACGCACAAGUCUACACGUCGGUGUACGGCGGCGCGCCGAGCGUUGCGACCGUCGCUGCGCUCUUCGAGAAGCUUUGCUACGAGAACAAGGACCAGCUGAGCGCCGGCAUCAUCGUCGCGGGCUGGGACGAGGAGAAGGGCGGGAGCGUGUACAAUAUUCCCCUUGGCGGCGGGAUCUUCCAACAGCCGUGGGCUAUUGGUGGCUCCGGCUCCACCUACGUUUACGGCUACUGCGACGCGACCUACCGCGAGGGCUGGGGGGAAGAGGAGACUGUCAACUUUGUCAAGAACACUCUCGCCCUCGCCAUGUCGCGUGACGGCUCGUCUGGCGGCUGCAUCCGCAUGUGCGUGAUCAAAGACUCUGGCGUUCGUCGCAUCUUCGUGCCCGGGAACGAGCUGCCACGCUUCUGGGAGGGCAAGGAGGUCCUGGGCUCGAGUGCUGGCGCGACGGCGUCGGUGCCAGGCGUUGUUGCGGCGUAACGAGCGCCGCAAGCGAGCAUACAGAUGAGCCCAGGGCAUAGAAGUGUAAUGAUAGAUGCAGACGCUAUUUUCAGACCGGGUUGGUGCUGAGACAUGGUGGGGUCCUACUGUCUCCCGACCAUGGCUGAUCGCGCUGAAGUGGGCUCGAGGAGGCCGAGAAUGUUUGAUGCAUGGUUGAUGACAUGAA
Cutaneotrichosporon oleaginosum is the source of this 968-nucleotide messenger RNA. RefSeq lists its product as uncharacterized. Gene Ontology annotation, molecular function: threonine-type endopeptidase activity. The record is from RefSeq and is a predicted model, not a curated record. Gene Ontology annotation, cellular component: proteasome core complex. NCBI's taxonomy places the organism in Eukaryota, Fungi, Basidiomycota, Tremellomycetes, Trichosporonales, Trichosporonaceae.